CAUCAUAGGCGAACAAAGGAACAAACCCCUCUGCCAUCUUGGGAAGUGAGAAGUGUUAACCCCACUCAUGACUGUGGAAUUCUGUGUUCCUUUGUGACAUUAGCUAUAUGGAUGCUGUAUCCUGUCCCAAAACAUCCUGAUUAGAGGUUAGCCGGAACAGCCUGGUAGGGGCCCAUUUCCAGAGAGACGUGGAUGAUGCCAGAACUAUGACAGGGACUGCAGUCUUGGCAUUGAAGGGAGGUGAUCAGUUAUGGAACAGUCAAAGGAGGAAGUACCUGAAGUCAGGAAAGAAGAGGAGGAAAAGGAAGAGACAAUGGUGGCAAUAAGUGGAGCCUCAGAGCCAAAUGAAGGUCUAGAUAAUUCGACACCAUCUGCCAGGUAUACAGAUCUUUCCCAGAGUUCGUCUCCUUCUCUGUUGGACCAACUCCAGAUGGGCUGUGAUGAAGCAAAUUCAGGAAGUCUAAACAUGGAAUGCAGAGUCUGUGGUGACAAGGCAUCAGGGUUUCAUUAUGGGGUACAUGCAUGUGAAGGCUGUAAGGGAUUCUUUCGUCGAACGAUCCGCAUGAAGCUGGAGUAUGAGAAAUGUGAGCGGAACUGUAAAAUUCAGAAGAAGAACCGAAACAAGUGCCAGUACUGCCGCUUUCAGAAAUGCCUUUCACUAGGCAUGUCACACAAUGCCAUUCGUUUUGGCCGCAUGCCAGAAGCUGAAAAAAGGAAGUUAGUGGCAGGACUGACAGCUACUGAAAUCAGCUGCCAGAACCAGCAGGUGGCUGAUCUGAAAGUCUUUUCCAAGCACAUCUACAAUGCCUACCUGAAAAAUUUCAACAUGACCAAAAAGAAAGCACGAGGCAUCUUAACUGGAAAAGCCAGUAGCACCCCUCCUUUUGUGAUUCAUGACAUGGAUACCCUGUGGCAAGCUGAAAAGGGUCUGGUGUGGAAACAACUGAUAAAUGGGAUGCCGCCCUACAAGGAGAUUGGUGUUCAUGUUUUUUACCGCUGCCAGUGUACAUCAGUCGAGACCGUGCGGGAGCUCACUGAAUUUGCCAAGAGCAUUCCUAGCUUCAUCAGCCUUUACCUUAAUGAUCAAGUAACUCUCUUGAAAUAUGGGGUGCAUGAGGCCAUCUUUGCUAUGCUUGCCUCUAUCAUGAAUAAGGAUGGACUCCUGGUGGCCAAUGGCAAUGCUUUUGUGACACGUGAGUUCUUGCGCAGCUUGCGCAAGCCUUUCAGUGAAAUCAUGGAGCCCAAAUUUGAAUUUGCUGUGAAGUUCAAUGCCCUGGAGCUAGAUGACAGUGACUUGUCUCUGUUUGUAGCUGCCAUCAUCUUGUGUGGAGACCGCCCUGGCCUAAUGAAUGUUAAACAAGUGGAGGCGAUACAAGACAAUAUUCUCCAAGCUCUUGAGUUUCAUCUACAAGCUAAUCACCCAGACAUUCAAUACCUCUUUCCUAAGUUGCUGCAAAAAAUGGCUGACUUGAGACAGUUAGUGACUGAGCAUGCACAGUUGGUGCAGAAGAUCAAAAAGACAGAGACAGAGACUUCUCUGCAUCCUCUCUUACAGGAAAUCUACAAGGACAUGUACUGAGGAACUUAUAUUUAUCAAAUAGGUGAAAGCCAUGGAAUCCAGCAAAUGCUUGUAUAUUAGCAAAGAAAUCUCUGUGUCUUCCAUUUCUUUACUAGAAUUACUUUACUAGAUGAUUGGUUUAUGCUGUAUAAAUUUGAAAUUUACCAUUUGGUAUAGACCAGAGGGCUUCCGUUAACAUACACUAAAUGAAACUUAAUUUGUUGCUACAGUUCAGCUCUUAACCCUAUUCCAGAGCUGCUGAGGUAUUUACACACACCCUAUAAAUGUACUUGAAUUGUUAUAUUAGAUAACAUGAAUUGUGCCCAAAUUAUUAUAGCAAGUAGUACCUUUAAUUGACAGGUACAAAAAUAGCACUUCAUCACAAUCCUUACAUAUUAUUU
Protobothrops mucrosquamatus (brown spotted pit viper) is the source of this 1959-nucleotide messenger RNA. RefSeq names its product peroxisome proliferator activated receptor delta (gene PPARD). Gene Ontology annotation, molecular function: zinc ion binding; nuclear receptor activity; RNA polymerase II cis-regulatory region sequence-specific DNA binding. The record is from RefSeq and is a predicted model, not a curated record. Gene Ontology annotation, cellular component: nucleus. Gene Ontology annotation, biological process: regulation of lipid metabolic process; cell differentiation; negative regulation of transcription by RNA polymerase II. NCBI's taxonomy places the organism in Eukaryota, Metazoa, Chordata, Lepidosauria, Squamata, Viperidae. Bases 251 to 1579 code for a protein of 442 amino acids. The transcript is spliced from 8 exons.